ACUCAGACUAUUUGAGGUGUCCUCACCCCGUGCAUUGCUCUUUCUAUGGUAUAGAGGCUCCAUGGAUCAGAGGGUGGUGCUGAUCACAGGUUGUUCCUCGGGGAUCGGCCUCAGUCUGGCCGUCUGCCUUGCUUCCGAUCCGGACAAAACAUACAAAGUCUACGCCACUAUGAGGAACCUGGCCAAAAAGGAGCGUCUUUUGGAGUGUGUGAAAGGCCUGCACAGGGACACUUUGGACAUCCUCCAGAUGGAUGUGACCAACCAGCAGUCCAUCCUGGAGGCCAAGGACAGGGUUACUGAGAAGCGAGUGGACAUUCUGGUGUGUAAUGCUGGCGUGGGCUUGAUGGGACCGCUGGAGGUCCAGUCCCUGGACACUAUGAGGCAGAUUCUGGAGGUCAACCUGCUGGGUACCAUCCAGACUAUCCAGGCCUUCCUACCAGGCAUGAAGGCCCAGCGUCAGGGCCGCAUCCUAGUCACCGGCAGCAUGGGGGGGCUUCACGGUCUCCCUUUUAAUGAACUGUACUGUGCCAGUAAGUUUGCAGUAGAGGGAGCCUGUGAGAGUUUGGCCAUCUUACUGCACCACUUCAAUAUCCACGUGAGUCUCAUCGAAUGUGGUCCGGUCAACACCGACUUCCUGAACAACCAGCAGAAGACGGAGCUUGGGGACGCAUCUCUCCAGCAGGUCGACGCCCAAACGCUCAGCCUUUAUGAAAAAUACCUGCAGCACUGUGGGGCUGUUUUCCAGAACGCAGCACAGGAUACAGAGGACAUUGUAAAGGUAUUUCUAGAUGCCAUCCAGUCACCCAGCCCUGCACUGAGAUACCACACCAACGACGCCAUGUCUCCUCUCACCACGCUGAAGACCACAGCACCAGACAGCUCGCAGUACAUCAGUGCUAUGAGCAAACUAAUCUUCUCAUCUAACAGCGCUGAGGAUCAAUGAUAACGAUAAACCACAAGUCAUCCCUUUUUGCAUGCUUUGCAUUCAUUCCAAGUCACCACUUAAUGUGCAGAUUUGCUUGUUGUCGACUUUAUGUGCAAUGGCUUAUAAUGUUUGAGAUUUGCAUUGCUCUUAGAAUUUGUGGAAGUAAAUGUGAAUUAAA
This is a messenger RNA of Myripristis murdjan (pinecone soldierfish), 1103 nucleotides long. It is a transcript of the gene hsd17b1, whose product is annotated as hydroxysteroid (17-beta) dehydrogenase 1. NCBI's taxonomy places the organism in Eukaryota, Metazoa, Chordata, Actinopteri, Holocentriformes, Holocentridae. Bases 62 to 943 code for a protein of 293 amino acids. The record is from RefSeq and is a predicted model, not a curated record. Gene Ontology annotation, cellular component: cytoplasm; cytosol. The transcript has 6 exons. Gene Ontology annotation, biological process: estrogen biosynthetic process. Gene Ontology annotation, molecular function: estradiol 17-beta-dehydrogenase [NAD(P)+] activity.